Leishmania braziliensis MHOM/BR/75/M2904 is the source of this 432-nucleotide messenger RNA. RefSeq lists its product as hypothetical. Lineage: Eukaryota; Euglenozoa; Kinetoplastea; Trypanosomatida; Trypanosomatidae. Bases 1 to 432 code for a protein of 143 amino acids. The record is from RefSeq and is a predicted model, not a curated record. The transcript has a single exon.
AUGUCUCGGGUGCUUACAGUGCUGCUAACGUACGAUGACCCGGAGUGCGGCGGUGCUGCGGAUGCAUUAGUGGAGCACCUCGAGCGUGAUGCCUCAGUCGUGGAGCACUGCCAGCUCUCUGUGAAGCCGAUUCCGGUGCUGCAGAACGGCUCUCACAGAGACGCCCUCUACGGCUCGCUGCAAGACUUGUUUCAGAUGAAACCGCAGGAUAUCUACGCCAUCACGUUUCUCAAGGGGUGCCAGUCGGAGGAGUACCGCAAGGUCAACGAGCUGUGCAACAGCGUGCGGCCAAAUCCCGUGCAGUGCCAAGUAUUGACGCACUUGGCGAAUUACAACGAUGUCGGGCUCAUCAUUCGUAAUUUGGUGCGUCUGGUGCUGGAUGAGAUGACGAAGGAAAAAGCCAGCCGCGGCAGCGCCGAGCUAUCCAAGUAG